AUGCAUCGUCUUUUUGCUGAGCUGGAGCCAUCUUUAAUCGUCACAGAGCAAAACCUGGCAGACCGAGUUCGGUAUAUCUUGCGCUCAAAUAUAUUUGAUGUCGCCGAACUCGAACGGCUACGACGUGAGGCUGUUCCCUCGUCGGAUGAGAAUGCUACGGCUGAGGAUGCGGCGCCACAAAUGGUAGAACAACCCGCAAACGUGGAUGCCGCCGUGAAUACCCCAGUUGUGGUUGAUUCAAACGAUGAUGGAACAGUCGCCCAGGAACUGGAAUUAGAGCAUAUGAGGAGUAUAUUGGAAGAGGCGAUUGUGGAAACGCGCAGUACGCCUCUCGAAAAUCGACCGCGACUUCCCCGCAUAGCCCUAAGCAAGCGGAAUCGGGCUGUCGUGAGGGCUCUGAACCCAAUGCUGGUUACCUAUUUGGAAGCCAGCCGGGACCUUUGCGAGACGGACUCAAUUCUUUUUGGCGCCGCGCUGGCAGUCUGCCGUAUCAUAGGCGCCAAGGUUUCCACGGCUGGACGCGCUACUGGCCAUAGUAGCGCUAUCCCAGCAUGGAGAAGAAGAAUUGAGGAACGUAUCGCAAAGGCUAGAGCUCUCAUCGGCAGACUGAUAUGCUUCAGAUCAGGCAACAACAGGCCAAGAAUUGUGCGCACCGUCAGGAUGGCGUUUGCUGGGACAAAUGUCAGUUUGUCCCAGCCGGAUAUAACGCAAAAACUGACGGAGCGCAUAGAUGAUCUGAAGCAGAGAAUCGCUGCUUGGGGAAAGCGGAUUCGGCGAUAUACCGAGAGGUCGACACGGUUCAACCAGAAUCGUCUCUUCCAGAGUGAUCAGAAGAGGCUCUAUGAAUCAUUGGAGCGACCAAUGGUAAGUGGAACGGGUCCAGCACCGGAUCAGGCCGACACUGUAGCAUUCUGGCGCGGCCUGCGGUCAGAGCCCGUAAACCACAGCGAGGGCCCUUGGACGGAAGUUGUGGCGAGUCAGUGUGCGGGUAUUACGCCCAUGGACCCCGUCAUCAUAACGCCGGAUGACGUAGCUGAGGCGGUUCGUAGGGCCCCGAACUGGAAAAGUCCGGGGCUUGACGGGCUGCAUCACUACUGGCUGAAGGGGUUCAUGGGCGAAAGGGGAAGAAACUGCGGGGAUAGCGUAUCGGGUCGGAUGCAUUGCUUUUUUGCUGAGCUGGAGCCGUCUAUUCCCGUCACGGAACAAAACCUGGCAGAUCGAGUUCGGUACAUCAUGCACUCGAAAAUAUUCAAUGAUGCCGAGCUCGAACGACUACGACGUGAGGCCAUUCCCUCAUCGAAUGAAUUGGCUACAGCUGGGGAUGAGGAUCCUCAGGCGACAGACCAGCUGCCACGCGUAGAAGCCGCCAUGGAUCUUCCAGUUGUGGUUGAUUCAGACGAUGAUGAAAUGGUCUCCCACGAACUAGAGCAAAUGAGGAGUAUAUUGGAAGAGGCGAUUUUGGAAACGCGCAGCACGCCUCUCGAAAAUCGACCGCGACUUCCCCGCAUACCCCUAAGCAAGCGAGAUCGGGCUGUCGUGAGGGCUCUUAAGCUUAACCCAAUGCUGGUAACCUAUUUGGAAGCCAGCCGGGACCUUUGCGAGACGGACUCAGUUCUUUUUGGCGCCGCAGUGGCAACUUGCCGUAUUAUUGGCGCCAAACUUCCCAUGACUGGACGCGCUACUAAACAAAGUAGCGCCGUCCCAUCCUGGAGAAAAAGAAUUGAGGACCGUAUCGUAAAGGGAAGGGCCCUUAUCGGCAGACUGAUAAGCUUCAGGUCGGGUAAUAAUAGACCGAGGGUUGUGCGCACCGUUAGAAUGGCGUUUGCUGGGACAAAUAUCAGUUUGUCCCAGCCGGAUAUCACGCAGAAACUAACGGAGCGCAUAGACGACCUGAAGCAAAAGAUUGCUGCUUGGGGGAAGCGGAUUCGCCGAUUUACCGAGAGGUCAAGGCGGUUCAACCAGAAUCGUCUCUUCCAGAGUGAUCAGAAGAGGCUCUACAAAUCAUUGGAGCGACCAGAGGUAUGUGGAGCGGGCCCAGGACCGGACCAGGCUAACACUAUCGCAUUUUGGCGUGGCCUGUGGUCAGAGCCCGUAAACUACAGCGACGGCCCUUGGACGGAAGUUGUGGCGAGUCAGUGUGCGAGUAUUACGCCCAUGAACCCCGUCAUCAUAACGCCGGAUGACGUAACUGAGGCGGUCCGUGGAGCCCCGAACUGGAAAAGUCCGGGACUCGACGGACUGCAUCACUACUGGCUGAAGGGGUUCAUGGUGUGUCACGCUGUGCUCGCCCGUCAGUUUCAAGAGACUCUCAACCAGAAGUCGCUCUCUAGCCUCUUCACUACUGGGAUCACUCAUUUGGUUCCUAAAGACCAGAACUAA
Messenger RNA from Parnassius apollo (apollo), 2379 nucleotides. The record is from the annotation of a GenBank genome assembly. Lineage: Eukaryota; Metazoa; Arthropoda; Insecta; Lepidoptera; Papilionidae.